AUGUUCGACAUCAAUGCUCAAUGUGAGUAUUAUGCGGGGGCAUCGGGGAAUUCAAUUGAAAACUGUCUAGCUUUUAAAAAGUUGGUACAGAGAUUAAGAAAAAGAAAUGUCAUCAACUUUGGUGACAGUGAGCAGCCCAAUGUGGCUCAAAACCCUCUACCGAACCAUGCAUGCACAUGGGUUAAUGUUGUUAUUGAAGAAAGAGGUAACAGAGUCAUACCCAAAGUCAAUGAAGUGAAGUCACCCAUAUAUUGGGUAUGGGGGCAAAUGGUCAAAGCAGGUUGGUUGACCUUUAGUGCUAACGGAAAUAAGCACGCUUGCCCCUACCACCGUUGUGAGAAUCAUGUCAUUCAAAACUGUGAUGAGUUCAAGGCAUUGGUUCAAAGGCUGAUGGAUAGUAAAGACAUGGAAUUUUUCCUUGAAGCUACGAAAGAGAAAGAGAUGGAGAUUUGUGCUUCUGAAGGCAUAUCCAAGAGAGUUUACAAUGCUAACUGCCCUUUAGUCAUCACACCAAAAGCCUGGACUAUGGAAAGGUUAAUCCCAAAAGUGGUGAUCAUGCCUCCGUCGUCAUUUCCUUACAAGGACAACAAACAGGUCCCUUGGAGGUAUGGAUGCCAACUGGAGAAUGUUGAGAGUUCAGAGGCUGCUAAGGAAGAGGUGGAUGAGGUAUGCCACUUUACCAGAAGUUGGAGAUGUUAUUCUCCCAACCAGACCAGUGAACCUGAGAAAAGAGCGGCCCCUGAUAAAGGAAAAAGGGUCGAAAUACUACUAAAAGAUGAUGAGCCGACAAUUAAUGAGCCAGUAACCAAGAACGAGGCUGUAGAAUUUUUAAAAUUUCUGAAGCAUAGUGAGUACAGUAUCGUCGAACAACUACACAAAUCGCCAGCUCGCAUCUCGAUCCUGUCUCUACUAUUAAGCUCUGAGGCACAUCGAGAUGCCUUGUUGAAAGUCUUGAAUCAGACUUUUGAGCCAAAAGAUGUACCAGUGGAAAAGAUAGACCGACUGGUUGCGAAUAUUCAGGCGGAUAACUUCAUUUCUUUCUCUGAUGACGAAAUCCCGUCCGAAAUGAUGGGCAAUCCCAAAGCCCUGCACAUUACUAUCAGGUGCAAGGGACAUGUAUUAUCACGAGUACUAAUCAACAACGGCUCUGCCCUAAAUGUGAUGCCAUUAGUAACCUUAAAGAAAUUGCCGGUCGAUAGUACACACAUUAGAAAUUUCCAAAGCAUCGUUCGGGCUUUCGACGGAACGAAGAAGGAGGUGUUGGGGAAGAUCGACAUUCCUUUAACUAUAGGGCCAUCGACUUACGAGGUUGAAUUCCUUGUAAUGGAUAUAAUACCCUCCUAUAACUGCUUGUUAGGAAGGCCUUGGAUCCACCAGGCAGGAGCCGUGCCGUCCACUCUUCACCAGAAACUCAAAUUUGUAAUUGAGGGGAGACUGAUAUGCCUUAAUGCUGAGAAAGAUAUCAUUGCUUCCAUAUCUACUACCGCUCCAUAUGUCGAAGUAGAUGAAGAUGCGGUCGAGUGCUCUUUCAGAGCCUUGGAAUUUGUUUAUGCCACCUUUGUUGCCGAAAGAAAGAAAAUUCGGAAGCCUAGGCUAUCCAACUGUAUCAAAAUGGGGCUGAAAGACUCUGGGAAGAGGAGCCAAGAUUGGAAGAGGGCUAGGGAGUCGCUUACAGGGGAAUAUUAG
Molecule: messenger RNA, 1686 nt
Organism: Hibiscus syriacus
Lineage: Eukaryota; Viridiplantae; Streptophyta; Magnoliopsida; Malvales; Malvaceae
Exons: 1
Coding region: 1-1686 (561 amino acids)
Source: RefSeq, a predicted model, not a curated record